UUUAGUCGAAUCAAUAAUUACAUUUACAUCCUCCAAAUGGUAUCCGCAGACGAAAGUAGGGUUAUUCUAUUCAUUAUUGCCAAGGACGUUGGCUGGUUCAUUUUAUUUACAAAUUUAUAACCUUAACAAACCCUAAACGUGCUUACAACCGGAGAAAACAUGGAGAAGAAGCGACGUGAAGUUGAAGAAAAGAAGGCAGAUGAUGAAGCUCAACAACUGAAGAAGAGGAAACGCAAAGAAGUUUUUCCCUUCGGAAAUUACAAAAGUUACUACGGCUAUCGUAUCGGUGGGGGCUUAGAUGAAGACCCUCGCCUUAAGGUUUUCAGGAAGGAAUGGUUUCAUGGCAAAAACUGUCUCGACAUUGGCUGUAACAGCGGCAUUAUAACUAUUCAAAUUGCAAAAAAGUUUCAGUGCCGGAGGAUUCUCGGAAUUGACAUUGAUUCUAAUCGAGUUGAGGAUGCAUAUUGGCACCUUAGGAAAAUUGUAAAAAUGGAAAAGGAUCAAAGAAAACGUGCUCAGGCUUCCAGAUCUGAUGUUCCAGGGAAUACAGAUGGUUCUCAGCUUGGUGUAACGGUUAUGUCCAGCACAGAGAAGGAGGAAGUUUCAAAAGAUUGUUCCACUCCUGUAGAAAGAGAUCUACAUGACAUAGUUUCUUUCCAGCAAGAAAAUUUUGUUCAAAGUCAGCACCCAUUACAGAUUCAAUAUGAUACAAUUAUGUGUUUGAGCGUAACAAAAUGGAUACAUUUGAACUGGGGUGAUGAUGGAUUGAUAACUUUGUUUACAAGGAUAUGGAGACUUCUUCAUCUGGGUGGCAUUUUUGUGUUGGAACCUCAACCUUGGCGAUCAUAUGAAAAUAAUCGUCGUGUGUCUGAGACCACUGCAACCAAUUAUCGAAGUAUAGUCUUCCGUCCGGAGCAAUUCCAGGAAAUUCUUCUGGAUAAGAUUGGGUUUAGAAGGGUGGAAGUCAUAACUUCAAAUGGCUUAUCAGACAGCAAAACUGGAUUUAACAGACCAAUAUUCUUAUUUCAAAAAUGACUCCACUAGUAAAGUUGCUGUUUCUGCCUGACUUAUCUAAUCGAUGCCACUAAUCUGAGUCGGAUUAGUUCUUCAAAUGUUUUUUUAUAGUGGAUAAGAUCUGGAUCAUCUGUGCUUCGUAGCUCAAUCAGAGCAUGAACCUCGGCUUCGCUUUUUUGCUGUAAUACCUGGGAUUGGUAUAAUUCAGAAGAAGCUGGAGAUUAAGUGUACAAGAUCUUAACGCCGAUUUGAAGGUAACUUGUGUAUCAAAUUCAAUGGUGACAAUUAGGAGUGUAUUUUACCCAAAAACAGUUGGGUUUUCCCUCUAUUUCAUUCAUUUGAC
Messenger RNA from Mangifera indica (mango), 1357 nucleotides. Its product is annotated as probable RNA methyltransferase At5g51130. The record is from RefSeq and is a predicted model, not a curated record. The transcript has 8 exons. Lineage: Eukaryota; Viridiplantae; Streptophyta; Magnoliopsida; Sapindales; Anacardiaceae. Gene Ontology annotation, molecular function: RNA methyltransferase activity; snRNA binding; O-methyltransferase activity. Bases 160 to 1035 code for a protein of 291 amino acids. Gene Ontology annotation, biological process: snRNA modification.